AUGCAAAAUGAGCGAUCGAAAGGGACGGAAGAAAUCCCCGAGAGACGAUUAAAAAAGCGAAAAACUAGGAAUACGCACAACGAAUGGAUAAAUAGAUGGACGAUAGACACGAAGAAACGUCAAAGAGGAAGACCAAGAAAAAAGACAUAUGGAAACGGAAAACGGCUGGAAGAGAAAGAAAAUAGCAAAACCGACCAAUCGAAAUCGACUCUAGAAGAAAAUUCAAAAAUUGAAACAAUGGAUAAUUUGACAGCAGUCAGUAAUCGAAGAGAGAGCGACGAAGCCAGCGUCGAUACAGCAGCGAUGAAUGAAUCUGAAAAUAAUAAUUCAAUUAGUCAGAGUAAGGGAAAAGAGAUACUUACCAAUGAGCGAAGAGAGGUACCAUAUGUUGUAAGAAAAAGGAUGACAUCGGUAAGGAGGAAUCCCUGGAGCCGCAUCACCAUGGAACGAGAUCUGAAAAUAAGAAGAGUUAAUCGUGAGAAAUUAAGAAAGAAUCGUAUACUUACCAGCGACGAGGAAGAAAGUUUGGAAGAAUUAAGGAUAACGAAGGAAAUAGAAGAUAUAGAAAGAAUACAACGGAAAGUAAGAAGAGAGCCAAUAGAAAGUAAGAUAGCGAAGACCGCGAGUGAAAGCGGGAGCGAGCGAGAAAAAUUGUAUGAUAAAAGUAAGAGCGAGAUACCGAGAAGGGCCGCGAGGCGAGAGCGAUUCCAGGAAAUUGCAAUAAAGAAACCGCGCGCAAAGAAAAUUCACUCCGCGAAAGGCGCCGAUGACACCUUUGUAGUAGCCGCGAUAAAGGUAGACGACCGAGGUGGCGUACCAGGAAGGGCGGACUGCAAGUCAGUCUGGUCGCAGUCGUUAUCGAGGCAACAUUGCAGCGGAAAAUUCGUCGCGAGCACUAGACAUCGAGAGAAGGUUUCGAACAAUUACGAACGUAGAGGAAAGCGAUAUAGUGCGAAGUGCAGUAGAAGGAGACGAGACGAGAUGGCGGAAAAAAGCGAAGGAACGACGCUCGAGGAGCUUGAGAUGAGUAUAGCGAAGCGAAUCGAGGAAAGAAUAGCGGAGGAAAGGGAACACGAAGAGCGGCUUAAAAGGAUCCAGAUAGCUCAGAUGAGACUCGCGCAGCUUGAGGCAGAGCAGGAGAAACGCAGAAGAACUGAAUCUAAGAGUAAGGAAGCGUCGCAGAAAUUGGAAAUAGCCCUCAGAAAGAUCGAGGCAAGAUCUAUUGGCGGACAAUACUCAACUAAAGUAAUACCGAUCAAGUGGCAAAAUGACACGGUGGGAAGUAUCGCGAUCACAGUGCAAAUUCACGAUAACGCUCACCGUAGAUUGAAAGGCGAAACGUUAGAAGGCGUGUUGCAGUACAAGAAUUGCAAGAUUUUAAAUACAGCGGUGCGAUUAACGCGCAAGGCGACGUGGGAGACGGAAGCAGCGCAGGCCGCUACCGAGAUUGACGUGACGGAAAAGAUAGGAGAAAGCGAAAUAGAGCAACGAACAAGUGAAAUUAGAGACAAUGAGGUCCAGAAUACAGAAACAACGGUUGAGCGAGACGAACGAAGAAUAGAUGCCGAAGGAUCAUCAGGAAAUGAACGGACCGAUGCGGAAUUCGAGAUCGAUGAUAUGACGCCAUUGGCAGUGGAGAUAAGGCGAGAAGCAAAUAGAAGAAAGGUAUUCAAGGAGCCUGAAACGACGGAAAAAUCACAGGCAUUUUGGGAAGAGUGGCAGCAGCAAGGAACAUCCAUUCGAGGGAACGAUCCGUGA
Messenger RNA from Trachymyrmex cornetzi, 1758 nucleotides. RefSeq names its product trichohyalin-like. The coding region runs from base 1 to 1758 and encodes 585 amino acids. The transcript has a single exon. The record is from RefSeq and is a predicted model, not a curated record. NCBI's taxonomy places the organism in Eukaryota, Metazoa, Arthropoda, Insecta, Hymenoptera, Formicidae.